Molecule: messenger RNA, 711 nt
Organism: Colletotrichum costaricense
Lineage: Eukaryota; Fungi; Ascomycota; Sordariomycetes; Glomerellales; Glomerellaceae
Exons: 3
Coding region: 1-711 (236 amino acids)
Biological process (GO): RNA processing
Molecular function (GO): ribonuclease III activity
Source: RefSeq, a predicted model, not a curated record
AUGCAGGCCUACCAGGACGACCAGUUGAACAGGGCUGAGCACAUUCUUGACUAUAGAUUCAAUACUCGCAGCCUGCUCUUGGAGUCCUUACAGACUCCAGGUUCCGGAGUCCGAACUGCCGGUGACCGUUCCAUCAUUGACGGCAACAAAACCUUGGCUCUCUUGGGGGACAAAGUUCUCGGGAUCUUGCUUGUGGAAGCGAUGGUGAGGGAAAACCUGGUAACUAGGGGUGACAUCGACGCCGAAAUUCAGCGUAAGCUCAAUAAUGCCCGACUUGCGGGAGUUUUUGACAUGGUUGGCUUCCUGGAGUGUCUCAGCCUCAACCCAUCUCAGGGUUUGUCCAUCGGUCCUCGGACCAAGGCCGAUACCAUCGAGGCCAUCAUAGGUGCUGCGUACUUAGACGGCGGAUUCGAAGCUGCCAGACUUCCUGCCCAGACCAAGAGGAAACCUGGAAGCCCCGCAUUGGGGCACCGAGGGAUCCAAACGGAGAUCCCCUCGGAAUAUGGCGCUUGGCGUCUCUUGUCUUCGCGGCAGAUCCAGCGAAGAACAUCGAAGCAGACUGGGGUCAGCUUGGGUGUUGCAUUCUUCUCUCAAGAUCUGCUGCCGAGAGAACCGACCACCGUGUUCCUAGGGGAUUCCGUAUGGGGCCCUUGGUGCCCCGAUGCGGGUGUUCCGGGUUUCCUCUUGGCCAGGGGCCUUAUUGCGGAGUGA